AUGAAAAAGUUCUCUGUCGAGGAAAUUUCGGCGCAAAACAUCGCCAAGUCGUCUGCCCAGAGGGCAAUUCGAGCGCAGAUUCUGAAGCAGUACCCGCGUUUGGAAAAUGUGAUCGACGACAUUAUCCCCAAAAAGUCCCCCGUGACUCUGGUGAAGUGCCAGCGGCACAUCACGCUGCUCGCAAACGGCAAAGAGAUACUCUUCUUUCAAAGCCGUGAUGGACCCUGGGUGCCGACCCUUCGGCUGCUACACACUUACCCAUCUAUGAUGCCGAAAAUGCAAGUUGAUCGAGGCGCCAUCAGCUUCGUACUCCGCGGUUCAAACAUCAUGUGUCCAGGCCUCACCUCACCGGGCGGUCGCAUGGAGGAUGUCGAGGCUGGCGAUGUGGUGCAAGUCACUGCCGAGGGAAAGUUGAACGCUUGCGCAAUCGGCAUUGCCACCAUGUCUACGAAACAGAUCCUCCAAGACAACAAGGGUAUCUGCAUCGAGAGCUACACAUAUCUGAACGAUGGCCUGUGGCAGGUCCCCGAGCUCGACUGA
Neospora caninum is the source of this 540-nucleotide messenger RNA. Its product is annotated as putative PUA domain-containing, cell cycle regulator protein. NCBI's taxonomy places the organism in Eukaryota, Apicomplexa, Conoidasida, Eucoccidiorida, Sarcocystidae. The transcript is spliced from 6 exons. Gene Ontology annotation, biological process: formation of translation preinitiation complex. The coding region runs from base 1 to 540 and encodes 179 amino acids. Gene Ontology annotation, molecular function: RNA binding. The record is from RefSeq and is a predicted model, not a curated record.